AUGGGCAGGCGAUCCGCGAGCAAAUCGAAGCGCAAUUCGGUGAUCCGGCAGAGCUCCACAGACUCCCUCCGGAGCCAGAACGGGCACGCCAACGCAACCGGAGCAAUGAACGGCCUCGUCGAACACAGGCGCAAGCAUGCCCCUACCGACAGGCAGUCCACGGAACAUCACACGGCGUCGCUGAUAAGUAGAUCUAGCUUUACCUUGGAUGAUCCCGUGCCGGCCAUGCACCAGGAAGGAGAUGGCUUGUCCAAGGGGUUCUUCGAGAUGUCGAAGAAGGAUCAAAGAAAUUUCAUGCUGUUAGUGCUACUGUACUUCCUCCAAGGUAUUCCAAUGGGUCUAGCGACAGGAUCGGUGCCUUUUUUACUAAAAGGCAUUGUCUCGUACUCCUCUAUUGGAGUUUUCUCGCUUGCAGCAUAUCCGUACUCCCUAAAGUUACUCUGGAGUCCCAUCGUGGACGCGGUCUGGACUCCGAGGCUCGGGCGCAGAAAGAGCUGGAUUUUGCCAAUCCAGACCGUGUCAGGGCUUUCAAUGAUAUGGCUAGGGUCGCAGGUGAACAAGAUGCUGGAGUCUGCGGGUGAGAAAGAGGGGAGUGGAAUCUGGAGCUUCACGUGGUGGUGGUUUGCCCUUGUGUUUUUGUGUGCGACGCAGGACAUUGCAGUUGAUGGUUGGGCUUUGACGCUCCUCUCGCAGGAGAACCUUGCAUAUGCUUCCACGGCGCAGACGGUGGGUUUGACGGCUGGGCAGUUCUUGUCUUACACUGUUUUCCUGGCCUUCAGUUCGACUGACUUCGCGAACAAAUGGUUUCGACCUGCCAACGCACCUGGAGAUACGGGACUCAUGACACUGGACGGCUAUCUUAAGUUCUGGGGCUGGGCAUAUCUGCUUGUCACGUUCGGUCUUGCUGUCAUGAAGCGCGAGGAGCGCACGAAGAAUACCGAUGGCAUCUGGGAGGUGUAUAAGAUCAUGGGUGGCAUUCUCAAGCUCAAGAACAUCCAGACUUUCAUCAUCAUCCACCUUAUCGCCAAGAUUGGAUUCCAGGCCAACGACGGUGUUACCAGCUUGAAGCUGAUUGACAAGGGGUUCAGCCAGGAAGACCUCGCGUUGACGAUUCUCAUCGACUUCCCGUUUGAGGUUGGCCUGGGGUACUAUAUCGGAAAAUGGUGCCAGACAUCCCCGCCAAUGCACAUCUGGUGCUGGGCCUUUGUGGGCAGAUUAGUAGCCGCUGGUUUCGCGCAGUUCGUCGUCUCCAUCUUUCCGCCAGGGGGUACUACGACCUGGUACCUUCUCCUAGUAAUCUGCGAACACGUCCUGUCUACUUUUAUGAACACGGUCAUGUUUGUCGCCGUCUCGGCCUUCCACGCGAAGAUUGCUGACCCCGUCAUUGGAGGGACUUACAUGACUCUUCUGGCUACCGUCUCCAACCUGGGGGGGACCUUCCCCCGCUUCUUCGUGCUGAAAUUCGUGGACAUGUUCACAGUCGCGACAUGCGAGCCACCGACCACGGCCCCCAAACCGGGAACCCUAAAAGGCGAGCUUGUCACACAAGCCUUCUCGUGUGCGCUUGAAGUCGAGAAGCACCGAUGUCGGGACGGCGGCGGCAACUGCAACAUCACGACGGAUGGAUACUAUGUGAUGAACGUAAUUUGUAUCAUAAUUGGGGUUGUGACAUUCUGGGGCUUCAUCAAGCCUUCUGUAAUGCGGAUCCAAGCGCUGCCGUUACGAGCCUGGAGAAUCGCAGCGUAG
Messenger RNA from Lindgomyces ingoldianus, 1746 nucleotides. RefSeq lists its product as uncharacterized. The record is from RefSeq and is a predicted model, not a curated record. Lineage: Eukaryota; Fungi; Ascomycota; Dothideomycetes; Pleosporales; Lindgomycetaceae. Gene Ontology annotation, cellular component: membrane. The transcript is spliced from 3 exons. The coding region runs from base 1 to 1746 and encodes 581 amino acids. Gene Ontology annotation, molecular function: acetyl-CoA transmembrane transporter activity.